This is a messenger RNA of Cololabis saira (Pacific saury), 2189 nucleotides long. RefSeq names its product solute carrier family 39 member 1 (gene slc39a1). Gene Ontology annotation, molecular function: zinc ion transmembrane transporter activity. NCBI's taxonomy places the organism in Eukaryota, Metazoa, Chordata, Actinopteri, Beloniformes, Belonidae. The record is from RefSeq and is a predicted model, not a curated record. Gene Ontology annotation, biological process: zinc ion transmembrane transport. Gene Ontology annotation, cellular component: plasma membrane. The transcript has 4 exons. Bases 135 to 1055 code for a protein of 306 amino acids.
CCGCUUCCAAACAACAACAUGGCUCAUCAUGGGAUCGUGAUGUUAGCACAGAGUCGACAAGCCUCAUCCUUAGUCUAAUGUUUGUUCAGAGAGGUGGCAGGUCUCACUCUUGAACCGGCCGCUCAUACUCUACCAUGGAUUAUCUGCUCCAGGUGAAAAUCGGCGCUCUGGUGGGUUUAUUGCUGCUAACUCUCCUUUUUGGAUUCAUCCCUGCUCGAGUCAGAUGGUUCAGAGACACAAACGGGACAGAAAUCCACCGCACAGUUCUGAGUUUGAUCAGCUGUUUUGCCGGCGGCGUCUUCUUGGCAGCAUGUUGGCUCGACAUCAUUCCAGAUUACCUGUCAGACAUCACAGCAGAGCUGGGCGCCCGGCAGGUGGAGACCAGCUUUCCUCUUCCGGAGUUCAUCAUCGCUGCUGGGUUUUUCACCGUCCUCAUACUGGAGAAAAUGGUCCUGAAUUUCCGGGAGAUGAGAGCGGGUCACGAGGAGACGGCACCGCUUUUAUCAGAUGGAAGAAACGGACAUGGACACGGACACGGACACGAAGCUGCUGCGAGCCCAGACCUGGAGAGCAGCGGUCACCACGUCCACGUCGACUUCCAGGCUCACUCCCCCUUUCGCUCCUUCAUGCUCUUCCUCUCACUCUCGCUCCAUUCGGUGUUUGAGGGUCUUGCUAUCGGGCUUCAAAACACUGACUCAAAGGUGCUGGAGAUCUGCAUUGCGAUUCUUGUCCACAAGAGCAUCAUCGUGUUCAGCCUGUCAGUGAAGCUGGUCCAGAGUGCAGUUCAUCCACUGUGGGUAGCUGUGUACAUCGGCGUGUUCGCCAUGAUGUCACCUUUAGGUAUCGCCGUCGGCAUCAGUGUGAUGGAGGCGGAUCUGGCAUCUGGAGCUCUAAUUCAGGCCAUCCUGGAGGGUUUGGCUGCGGGGACAUUUGUUUACAUCACCUUCAUGGAGAUCCUCCCGCACGAGCUCAACUCUGCUGGGAAGCAGCUUCUCAAAGUGCUUUUCAUCCUGCUGGGCUUCACCAUCAUGGCAGCACUGACAUUUUUGGGGUGAGACUGUCAGGAGAACGGACUUUUGGCCAUCUACUGACGUUUUCAUAAGUUUCUUUGCCACUUUAGUCCUGAAUCCUGAAUCCAUCUUUGUUGUGCACAAAGACACGGAUUAUUCGAUGCACUGGUACAUCAAAUUCUGGAUAUUUUAAGUCAAAUGGAUGUUUUUUCUUUCAGUAUACUUUUAAAAGAUUUAAUUGUGGAAGAGCCCAGACGAUAUUUUGUACAUGUAGUUUUAAAACAUUCAUUUUACUUAACGAUUUUACCGAAGAGAAAUACAGGACCAUGUAUCCUCAUGUAUAACUGACCUUGUUUUGAAACAUGCUUUGGGCCUGCACAUCAGAACAUUGUUGGAAACAAAGGGCACUGUUGCAAUUAUGUGCUGCUUUCUCAUAAAUGAAUCAACUCAGUGUAUCAGAUUAUACUCAGUUUGCCUUGCAACAUUCACAGGUCCUUGUUUCCAAAUAGCACUAAAUGUGCCUUUACCUGUUUUAUAUUUUUGAAUUUCACACUGUUUGUUCUUUGGGUUCAGCUGGGUGGUAAGUGUUUGUAAACUGCUGGUGACAGUCAGUAAGUAUUGAUAUUCCACUGCUUUUGGUAAGGUUUUAAAUUUAGAUUUUCACGUUAUCCGGUAAUUCACUGGUGUAGACUAUCGGUCAUCGUGGUGAGUCUCAUGCCAGGUCUUCAAGAAUCAAAAAGAUAAAUAAAAAGAGGAAGUCCAGUUGCCCUGUUGAUAGAAUUUGCCAAGUAAACAGGCUUAAAUAGAAACUGAUUGACUUCCUGUUUACAUUUUGGACAAAUGCAGGAGCUUUAAGUAUUAGCACCAUGAAAAAAAAUAAUAUUACAUGAAGCGAAAGCUUAAACAAUUUUUUUAAACUUAUGAUGGCACACAACAUUUAAAACGUCAGUUUUUUUUAUUUUAAACAUGAGUGAGACCUUUAUUUUCAUACGUGCACUCAAAACCUGUUCCGACAUAAAGUUAUACCAGGCACAUUUGUGAGUCAGCUUGCUUACAAUCAAAGGGAUCUAUUGCGUCUAUAAAUGCAUUUAUGGCAGUAGGUUAUUACGUUUCCUGUUUUAGUCAGGGGUUGAUCAGAUCAUAAGCUCCAAUAAUGGCUGUUUUCCAAAAAAAGUUACU